This is a messenger RNA of Pantherophis guttatus, 3223 nucleotides long. RefSeq names its product DNA polymerase iota (gene POLI). Gene Ontology annotation, molecular function: DNA-directed DNA polymerase activity; damaged DNA binding. The record is from RefSeq and is a predicted model, not a curated record. Lineage: Eukaryota; Metazoa; Chordata; Lepidosauria; Squamata; Colubridae. Gene Ontology annotation, biological process: translesion synthesis.
CACUGAGCCACCUAGUCAGUUGUGUCCGACCCAUCUCAACCCCAUGGACAACUUUCUUCCAGGCCUUUCUGUCCUCUACCAUCCCCUGGAGAACAUUUAAGCUCACGCCUGCUGCUUCAGUGACUCCAUCCAGCCACCUCGUUCUCUGUCGUCCUGUUCUUCUUUUGCCCUCAAUCUUUCCCAGCAUUAGGCUCUUCUCCAGUUAUCGUGGCCAAGUUGUGCCAAAAGGAAAUGCUUGGAAACGAAUCAUUGUGCAUCUGGACUUGGACUGUUUUUAUGCCCAGGUAGAAAUGAUCUGCGAUCCUGAAUUAAGAAGCAAACCUUUAGGUGUGCAGCAGAAAUAUCUGGUAGUCACCUGCAAUUAUGAAGCCAGGAAUCUUGGUGUGAAAAAACUCAUGGGGGUGAAAGAAGCGAAAGAAAAAUGUCCGGAUCUGGUGCUAGUUAAUGGAGAGGAUCUGACUAAAUACAGGGAAUUCUCUUACAGGGUUACAGAAUUGUUAAAAACAUUUACUCCACUGGUAGAGAGGCUCGGAUUUGAUGAGAAUUUUGUGGAUAUCACUGAAUUGGUCGAAAAAAGACUGAUAGAGUGGGAAAAAACAACACUUCCUAAAAUCUCUGUUUCUGGUCAUGUAUAUAAUAAUCAGACUGUUGAUUUCCAUGACCCGAUGCAUGUAAGACUGGCUGUGGGAUCUCAGAUUGCAGGGGAGAUGAGAGAUGCCAUGUGCAGCAAGCUAGGGCUCACAGGCUGCGCAGGAGUGGCCACCAAUAAAGUCCUCUCCAAGCUGGUCUCUGGGACCUUUAAACCAAAUCAGCAGACGGUUCUUUUGCCUGAAAACCGGCAGAAUCUGAUGGCCAGCCUCGAUCACAUCAGGAAAAUACCAGGGAUUGGCUUUCAAACAGCAAAGCGCCUCCUGAGUCUUGGGCUCUGCACUGUGCAAGAUCUCCAAGACUGUUCCACUGAGAUUCUGGGAAAAGAACUGGGAAUUCCAGCUGCGCAUCUCAUCCAGAAGCUCAGUUGUGGGGAAGACCAUUCUCCGGUCGUUCCAUCAGGAGCUCCUCAGUCUCUCAGUGAUGAAGACUCCUUUAAAAAGUGUUCUUCUGAAGCAGACGUUAAGAAGAAAAUUGAAGAAUUGCUCACUAAUCUUCUGGAGAGGUUGUACAAAGAUGGCAGAAAGCCCCAUACCAUCAGAUUAACCAUCCGUCAGUAUUCUGCUACCAAUAAAUGGUUUAAUCGAGAGAGCCGUCAAUGUCCAGUUCCAUCUCACUUGGUCAAGAGGAUCGGUUCAGGAGACACCAGUGUUAAGGCUCACCUCGUUUCCAUUCUUAUGAAACUGUUUCGAAAGAUGAUCAAUGUUGAAGUUCCAUUUCACCUGACCUUACUGAACAUCUGCUUUUCCAAUCUUAAGGACCCACCAGCAUCUUCCAAGGAGUCUAUUCAAUUUUAUUUAAGUCAGUCGUCACCUUCUUUAAGCUCUGGCAAAGUUUUUCACACAACAGAAGACAGAAACUCCGAAAACACGAGGAUGGAACAUCAAGGGGAAGACAGUGAUGUUUUAUCAGGAGAGAGAAGAUGUGUCCAAUCUCAGCUCCACACUCCUUGUCUGCCUACAGCAAGUGAUCUUCAAUGCCCAAGUUCAUUACUUCCUGCUGGAAUAGAUUACGAUGUGUUCAACCAGCUUCCAAGUGACAUUAAGGAGGAAAUAAUCUCUAGCCAAAAGGUUAGGAAUUCCACAGAAACUGGAGUGUCUGAACUAGGGGCAAAACCACUGUGCCAUCCGAAAGCCAAAAUAAGCUCCAUUUCCUUACAUUCUGGAGACCUUGGUCAAAGUACUAGAACUCUAGCAUCUUCUGGCAUCGCACCCACAAAUGAAGAACCCCCACUAGAAAGGCAAAACCCCCACGGAGAAGGCUCUUCCCAAAAUCAUUCGAGCCAAGGAUCAAAAGUGGACCUUCCUCCUUCUGUAGACCCCAAAAUGUUUUCUGAACUGCCUGCAGAGAUGCAGAAAGAACUGUUGACCGAAUGGAAGAGUCAAAAGUAUGUUUCCAAAAUGCACGUCAGCAAAAUUGUGACGCUUAAAGGAACCAAGAAAGGACAGGCGUCAUCUCCAGGGUCAAAUAGUUUACUACGCUAUUUCAAACCAAGAUGACUAUAAUUUGGUGGAAGAGACCACGCUUGCAGAUGAAUUAUGUAUCUGGAGAUAGAGCCUAUUCUAAUCUAGGGUUCCUGAGACAGUAAAAAACACACGAUUAGUCCCAAAAACCUUCUUUUUAUUUCAACGGCUGUGAAUUCUGUUCAUUCACAGCCCGUAAUGAGUCACAAAUAUUUUGUAAAGAGUCCGACAGAAGUCUGCCAUAGUCCUUUGGGAUAAGGCUGAUAAGCACUCACCUUUAUCUCCCUUGACACACCUGCCAAAGAUCUAAUUGGCAAUUAGCUUUGCAAGGCCACACGGAGCACAGAGUCAAAACGGAGCUUCAGAACUUAAAUCAACCAGAACGAACAAAGUUGCUUCCUACAAAGGCUCACGUGCCUUUGCUCCUCCUUUAUGUCUUAUGGGAGGAGCCAAUGAUCUCCAAGCCCUACUCCCAAGUCGCCCCUUUUGUCUUAACUGUUCUUGCCUUCUGGCAGCUCUGCGCAUGCGCAAACUGGGAACAGGCUCCCCCUGUUCCUCUGCCUUGCUGAUGUCCGACUCUGGAGGCUCCGGAGGCAUCACAUAACUCCCAGAUAGCCCUGGCCCCAUCUUUGCCUCUUACGCAGAGCCCUCGCCCGAGCCUUCCCCAGACUCCAGGACUGGCCCAUGUUCCUCCCCAACCUCCUCACUGUCCGACUCUGCUGCCAGCUUCGCAGGACGCUGGCAGAUCACAACAGAGCCUUCCUUCAGCCAAAGAUGGCUAAGGUAAUACUGUUUAAGAAAAUGAAGGAAAUUUCUUUUUAAUGCAUCCGUAUAAUUUCCUCUCCAGAUAUUGUAUUUCCCAAGAAUAGCUAUCCAGGAUACCUUAAAAUCAAUUUGGCUGGGAAAUUUGACAAUUGUAAAUGUAUCAGAGUGGGAAAGCGAAGUUCAUACGUGCACAUAUUUGCAAAUGAAACAGACCUCCCAUACAAUUUUGACACAUAGGUUCCUGAGCAUGAAAAUGGUUUACUACCUAAAAAUAAACGUCCCUUAAAAAUUUGAAGAAUAUGUAGAGGCAAAGGAAAGGAUGUCGAAAUACAAAGCUGUUGCAAUAA